This is a messenger RNA of Zychaea mexicana, 1014 nucleotides long. RefSeq lists its product as uncharacterized. Bases 16 to 747 code for a protein of 243 amino acids. The record is from RefSeq and is a predicted model, not a curated record. The transcript is spliced from 2 exons. NCBI's taxonomy places the organism in Eukaryota, Fungi, Mucoromycota, Mucoromycetes, Mucorales, Lichtheimiaceae.
AUACCAGCACAAAAAAUGUGGAAAUAUCUCCUUGGCAAGGUUUUCGUGACCACCGGCGGCAAGGCUCAGAACCAACAGCAAGCGACUAGUGAUAGUGAUACGACAACGAUGGCGACAGCGGUCGAAACACGACCUAAUCAACCUAGUGGUCUGAUGGGGCUGCUCGGCAUCUUUGGCACCAUGAAGCGAAAAAUUUUCGGCCCCUACUAUGAUCCGUACCAGCGGGACCAGGUAGCACAAAAAAAACAAGAACAAGAAGAAGCGCGUGACGAGCGACCAACCAAAGGAUGUUGGUCUCUUACCUCAUUGAUCGUGAACAAUAUCUCCACCAUGGCCUAUGAGCUCUUUUGGAACACAACAUCAGCACAACCGCCGGUAGCGGUAACAAGUUUUAACGAAAAACAGCAACAGCAUCACCAUUCGCGACGUCACUCACUCUUCCGUGGCCGGGAUAUUGACUUUACACAUUUCAAGACAUCGUCCGCUUGGGAAAACAGAAUGCAAGAGGCCGAACGGUUGAUUCGUGGUAUUUGUUUGCAAAACCAACAACAGCAACGAGACAGUAUAAACGAUCCCUCAGCAUGGGCUCCAAAUGCAGCCCUAGCCUAUCAACUUGCGGUCGAAGAAGACAAUAACAAAUGGGGCCUGGUGAACAAGGAGGAUCUCGAAGUCUGCUUCUUGGCGUACCUCACUAUUACCAGCAUCCACGCACGUAUCACCAUCUUUUUCAUGACGCAGUAUUUCUAGCAGUACCAGAAUAGGAAACCUUAUCAUCCCUUUCUCUUUUUUCUUUGGCAUAUCCCUUUUUCUUUGCAUACAGUAUACUAUUAAAGCUUUAUUGCCUCCUACACACAAACACACAUAUCAACUCUCCACACAUCCACAUCUGCACAUACACAUACACACAUCCAAAAGAAACCCCAGAACACCUAUCAAUCGAUCAAAAGGCAAAAGUAUCAUUGUAAUUUAGCUUUAUUCAUAAUUCAAUAUUUCUUUUCUUUUCUUACAUAAAAC